UUUGUGAAAUUGCGUCUUCCUGUCACAUGCGCUGAAUGGCACGCGGGCGCACGAGUGACAGCGACGCAAAGCAGCGCUGAUCCGGCGGGCAGCUGCACGAGGACGCGAGGCGCAUGACAGCGAGUGCCAACAGCAGCAUCAGCGGCGGCGUCAGGACGCGCGGGGGUCACGGCACGUUGGCGCGUGUGGCCGUCAAAGUUGAGCCGUGUACAAUGGUGAUAAAUGGUUCUGACCUGAACGCCUCCUCCUCUGACUCCGUCCUCAGCCGGCCGCCGUGGGUCACCACAACUUUGGGCUGCCUCCUCAUCUUCACCAUCGUCGUGGACAUCCUCGGAAACCUCUUGGUGAUUUUCUCUGUGUAUCGCAACAAGAAACUCCGGAACGCAGGGAACAUCUUCGUGGUGAGCCUGGCCGUGGCAGACCUUGUGGUGGCCAUCUAUCCGUACCCACUUGUCCUCACUUCCAUCUUUCAUAAUGGGUGGAACUUGGGCUACGCCCACUGUCAGAUCAGUGGCUUCUUCAUGGGUGUCAGCGUCAUCGGCUCCAUUUUCAACAUCACCGGCAUCGCCAUCAACCGUUACUGUUACAUUUGCCACAGCCUCAAGUACGAUAAGUUGUACAGCAACAAAAACUCAGUCUGUUACGUGUUGUUAAUCUGGGCACUGACAGUUGUUGCAAUCGUGCCCAAUUUAUUUGUGGGCUCACUGCAGUAUGACCCACGGGUUUACUCCUGCACCUUUGAGCAGUCGGCGAGCUCGGCGUAUACGAUUGCAGUCGUUUUCUUUCACUUCAUUUUGCCCAUCAUGAUUGUUACCUACUGCUACCUGCGGAUCUGGAUACUGGUCAUCCAGGUGAGAAGGCGGGUCAAGCCAGACAUCCGACCCAAGCUGACGCCGCACGAUGUGAGGAACUUUGUCACCAUGUUUGUGGUGUUUGUGCUCUUUGCCGUAUGCUGGGCACCGCUCAACUUCAUUGGACUGGCAGUGGCAAUCAAACCAGAGGUCGUGGUGCCGCUCAUUCCGGAAUGGUUAUUUGUGGCUAGCUACUUCAUGGCCUACUUCAACAGCUGCCUUAAUGCAAUCGUGUAUGGUAUGCUGAACCAGAACUUCCGUCGUGAGUACAAGCGUAUCGUGGUGUCCGUGUGCACGGCGCGCAUCCUCUUUCACGACAGCUCCAAUGAUGCAGGAGAGCGGAUUAAAAGCAAACCUUCACCACUCAUGACAAACAAUAACCAAGUCAAGGUGGACUCUGUGUGAACGGAGAAGACGAUUGUACUGAGUGGCAGUGGUGGGCACAGCCAGCCGAAAUGUUAGCUUUGGUAAGUGCCGAUCCAUUAACUGUGAUGAAGCUAAACCAAUAAGCACAGUUGGGUAGGAAUGGAUUACAUGUAAUUCCGAUUACAUAAUCAGAAUUACAUAACAUAAGUGACAAUCUCACCAGAUUACGCCAGAAACUGUAUACUCACAU
Messenger RNA from Thalassophryne amazonica, 1467 nucleotides. RefSeq names its product melatonin receptor 1A a (gene mtnr1aa). Gene Ontology annotation, cellular component: membrane. The transcript is spliced from 2 exons. Bases 114 to 1256 code for a protein of 380 amino acids. Gene Ontology annotation, biological process: G protein-coupled receptor signaling pathway. NCBI's taxonomy places the organism in Eukaryota, Metazoa, Chordata, Actinopteri, Batrachoidiformes, Batrachoididae. The record is from RefSeq and is a predicted model, not a curated record. Gene Ontology annotation, molecular function: melatonin receptor activity.